Messenger RNA from Oncorhynchus nerka (sockeye salmon), 2355 nucleotides. Its product is annotated as parathyroid hormone-related protein-like. The transcript is spliced from 2 exons. The record is from RefSeq and is a predicted model, not a curated record. Gene Ontology annotation, cellular component: extracellular region. Gene Ontology annotation, biological process: bone mineralization. Gene Ontology annotation, molecular function: hormone activity. The coding region runs from base 11 to 598 and encodes 195 amino acids. NCBI's taxonomy places the organism in Eukaryota, Metazoa, Chordata, Actinopteri, Salmoniformes, Salmonidae.
CUGUUCCAGAAUGCUGUGUCCCAGAGGCAUGUUCCAGCAGUUGAGUCUAGUUGUGUUCCUGCUGUGCUCCCCAGUGCCACUCUACGGGAAACCCAUCGAUUCUCUCACUAACCGAAUGAGGAGGUCAGUGAGUCACGCCCAGUUGAUGCACGACAAGGGACGGUCUCUGGAGGAGUUCAAGAGACGGCUCUGGCUCCAAGGGCUACUAGAUAAAGUCCACACAGCCGACAGCGAGCGAGCCCCGCCUCCCCAGAGUAGGAACAAUGCCGACGGGGGCCACAUCACCUUCAGCGGGAGCGCCCUACGCCCCCCCAAACCCCCCGGAGGGACCAAGAACCUCCCUCUGAGUUUCCAGCUGGGAGGGGAGGUGGGCAACCUCCCCCAGGAGACCAACAAGUCUGUGGCCUACAAGGACCAGCCGCUGAAGGUGUCCACCAAGAGGAAAAAGAAGGUGAAGGGAGAGAGAGGGAGACGGAGGGAGAGCGAGAAGAGGAGGCGGCGGGCUCGCGACACAACCCUUGUCAUGACAUGGGAGACACAUAGGGAGUCACAGAGGACGCUAGACAGACCACAUCAUGUAGCCUUUGGGUGGCGCUGAACUAAUAACUCUGACAGGCAGAGAAGUUCCAGCAUGACUGAUUGAGAUCUCAACGACUCUCAAGCAAAUAACUGAAACAGUCUCCCCAUACCAUAGUGGACAUUGUUCUUUUGCCUUUCUUGUUUUAAUCAGCUGCUUUUUCUAUUUUCUAUUUUUGCCUUGAUAUAAAGUACUUUUAUAUAUCCAGAGAUCAGAGGUGUUUUCAUACUUUAUAACAACACAUAUUACUUUUGUAUUCGUAUUUAUUAGGUGAAUAAUAUGCAGAUCCUGAGAUAUAUCAAAUGACAAACUAUGCUUUACUCCUUCUCCUUUAUAAUUCGUGAGAAAACGAUGUACGACAGGUGCCUUCCAGGGGCUGAUCACACACUCAUCCAACCAGAUGCCCAUAUGUAAAGUAGAGCAUAGGCUACGCGGUAAAUGUUACGCAUAAAAUAUUUGUUAACUAUACAUACUUAAAUUCACAAAAUUAGGGAGGACUAUUCUUUUUAAUGCUUGGUGGCUCUUGUGAAUAUUUUUUUUAAAUCUGUAGUUAGCAUCCAUAACAAAUAUUUCUCCCAUAAUUUAUUUCAUUUGAACUGUGUAUUUAUUUUGUGAAUGUAUUACGGUGCUGCUGACUUUCGGUCAUUUUAUAAUAACAAUAUAAUGCACUUUAGAUAUAAUGAUGAUAUCCUUAUGUUUUCGUUAAGUUACACAAGUGUUCUCCUUUGUGGUUGAUUUUUUGUUUUUUGAAAACUGUUCCUGCCUUCCUGUUGAGAAAUGCUUCAUUUUGUAUUUGUAUUUAUUUUAGUUUUCUUCCAUUUAUAGUACUGCCCAUUAUCACCUCAUUGACUUGUAUGUUAUUGGAUUGUUCCAUCGAACUCCCUCUCUCCAGUUUUAGAAACUAUUUUUGAUCAAAGAAGACAGAGUUUAAAUUGUUGGUAUAAUCACAGACUUAUUUAAAGUUUAAGCACUUUGCACUGAGAGCACCAUCAUUUCAACAACAACAAAACAAAUCAAACAAUUAAAGCUUCAUGAAUACAUUGUGUUCUCUCUACAGACAAUGUAGUCCAAUCAAAUACUGUACCAUACCAUUUUCUUAUAUAAAUUCAAUUAUUGCGCCAAUGAGUUACAUAGAGUUACCGUAGCCUAUCACCAAUGAGAAAGUCAUCAAUAUAGCCUAUUUGUUGACUAUUCAGCAUGAACAAGGGACCUUAUAAGGUUGUUAAUGUCACACUAGAGAACCAUGUGGUGUGUUUUAACCCGUCUCUGACUGAAUGGACAUGUCCCAAAUGGCACCCUAUUCCCCAUAUAAGUGCACUACUUUUGACCAGCGCGAGCCCGUCAACAUUAGUGCACUCUGUAGGGAAUAGGGUGCCCUUUGGGUCGCACGGCUCUAUGGACCUGCUGGGAGGGGAGAGAGUAAAUGCACCAGGCAGCAGUGUUAGUACUGCAGCUACAUCCUGUCCUAAGAGCCGGUACUGAGGCCAUUAGCCAGAGCCAGAGUCAUAAACACAGUGGAAUGGUCUGAUAAAGACACCAUCAGAAGACUGGCGUUCCACACUACUGUGCUGAAGAAAUCAAUGUAACAAUGGAAAAGGCAUUAAUAACUCACUGAGAGAGAGAGGGGAGGGAGAGGGUGGGAGACAAUCAACAGGAAAACAAUACACGGGAAAGAAAAGUGGAACGUUUUCUUUUGCUAGUAGGGUCUGUAUGCAUGGGGGUUAAAUAUGCUGAACAUAACACAUACUGUAUGGAAACCCCCACAGAACACACAUCAA